Messenger RNA from Rattus norvegicus (Norway rat), 3465 nucleotides. Lineage: Eukaryota; Metazoa; Chordata; Mammalia; Rodentia; Muridae. The record is from RefSeq and is a predicted model, not a curated record.
AUGAUCUGCGGCAACUCUUCAGAAAAAACUUAUUGAACACCCACUCUAUGUCAGAUGAGGGCAGGCUUAGGGGGAAAAUGACUUCUGCCUGCUUUGGUGAAUUUGGGGUCGAGUUCCUAAAUGAAAGAUUUUAAGAGAGGUUUGCGUUUCCUCCCGGACUCUUUUGAGCAACGAGUACUUCUUGAAUUUCCCGGCACGGGUUUCCUGCCAGAGCUCAACCCAGCGGUCGCUCGCGCCGGUGCUGGUUGCGCGUGGUCUCACACGCUUGUUUCUCGGUCUCAUGGCCGGUCUGACUCUAUUCGUGGGCCGUCUCCCGCCCUCCGCUCGCAGUGAUCAGCUGGAAGAGCUGUUCAGUCAGGUGGGUCCGGUGAAACAGUGCUUCGUGGUGACAGAGAAAGAGUUCAAGUCCAUUUAAGAUUCUGCUUCACCCAUAACCCACCACCAUAGCCAAGGAAGGCAUUGCUGCUGGAGGUGUAAUGGACAUUAAUACUGCUUUACAAAUGGUGCCAAAGACCACCCUCAUUUACUGUGGCGUACAAUGUUGAAUUGGAGAAGUUGCCAAAGCCUUAAGACCAGUGCCAAGCCCAUCUCUGUGGAAUGGAGUAAAGCAUGCCGGGGCUUUGGCUAUGUGACCUUCUCCAUGCUGGAAGAUGUUCAGAGGGCCCUUAAGGAGAUCACUACCUUCGAAGGUUGCAAGAUCAAUGUGACCAUUGCCAAGAAAAAACUGAAGAACAAGUCCAAGGAAACAAGGAAAAAUGAAAAUUCAGAGUCCCCAAAAAAGGAGCCAAAGCACAAAAAAGCCAAAGUGGCAGAUAAGAAAGCCAGAUUAAUUAUCCGGAACCUCAGCUUUAAGUGUUCAGAAGAUGACUUGAAAUCAGUAUUUACUCACUAUGGAACUGUUCUGGAAGUGAAUAUCCCAAGGAAACCAGAUGGAAAGAUGCGUGGUUUUGCUUUUAUUCAAUUCAAAAACCUCCUUGAAGCAGGAAAAGCUCUCAAAGGCGCAAAUAUGAAAGAGAUAAAAGGGCGGACUGUGGCUGUGGACUGGGCUGUGGCCAAGGACAAAUACAAAGAUGCCCAGCAUACUUCUGUCUCAGGUGGAAAGAAGAGCAGCGAGCGUAAGCCUAAGGAGUCGAGUAAGAAGAGCUGCAGGGUGGAAGAGCAAGUAGAAGAUGAUGAUGAUGAUGGUGAAGAUGAAGAAGAUGAUGAUACCCAAGAUGAUGAGGACGAAAGUAGAGACUCGACGGUAGCUUCUCCUGUGAGCGUGCGGAAGAGAGCAGUCAAGAGAGCAGCUCCCGAGGAAAGCACCGAGGAAGACACUUACGAUGACAGCGAUCUGGAGGAAGGGAGCAGCUCCUACGGCGACGGGACGGCACACAGCGAGAGCAGCACUGAAGAGCUGGAGGACGAAGAUGUUCCAGUCUCAAAGAAAAAGAAGAGGAAGUUACCCUCCGAUGUGACUGAAGGGAAAACUGUCUUCAUCAGAAAUCUUUCAUUUGACUCAGAAGAGGAAGCGCUUGGGGAGGUCCUCCAGCAAUUUGGUGAUCUUAAGUAUGUCCGGAUUGUCUUGCAUCCAGACACAGAGCAUUCUAAAGGUUGUGCAUUUGCACAAUUCGUGACUCAGGAAGCAGCUCAGAAAUGCCUUGCAGCAGCUUCUCCAGAGACCGAGGGUGGUGGGCUUAAACUGGAUGGCCGGCAGCUCAAGGUCGACUUGGCUGUGACCCGUGAUGAGGCAGCAAAGCUUCAGACAAAGAAGGUGAAGAAGCCAACUGGAACGCGGAACCUCUAUCUGGCCCGAGAAGGCUUGAUCCGCGCUGGGACGAAGGCUGCUGAGGGUGUGAGUGCCGCAGACAUGGCCAAACGCGAGCGGUUUGAGCUACUGAAACAUCAGAAACUCAAGAACCAGAAUAUCUUUGUCUCCCAGACCAGGCUUUGCCUGCACAACCUCCCGAAGUCAGUGGAUGAUAAACAGCUAAGGAAGCUGCUGCUGCAGGCCACUGGAGGAGAGAAGGGGGUUCGCAUUAAGGAGUGUAGAGUGAUGCGAGACCUAAAGGCAGUUCAUGGAAAAAUGAAGGGUCAGUCCCUGGGCUAUGCCUUUGUGGAGUUCCAAAAGCAUGAGCAUGCCCUCCGAGCCCUCCGCCACUUCAACAACAACCCGGAGACCUUUGGGCCCCAGAAGAGACCAAUAGUGGAGUUCUCUUUAGAAGAUCGAAGGAAACUUAAAGUAAAGGAGCUGAGAAUCCAGCGCAGCCUGCAAAAAAUGGGAUCUAAGCCUGUGACCAGUAAGCCCCAAAAGGAACAGAAAGAACAAGGAAAAGACAAGCAACAGAAAGCAGCUCAGGGCGGCACGCGGGAUCAGAGUAAGGCGCCUGGAGAGCAGGGGAAGGGCCGCUGCACCUCGUGGACAGGGUUCCAGACCAAGGCCGAGGUGGAGCAGGUGGAGCUCCCCGACGGGACAAGGAGAAGAAAGGUCCUGGCGCUCCCUUCACACCGAGGCCCCAAAGUGAGGCUGCGGGACAGAGGCAAAGUGAAGUCCCUUCCUUCUAAGAAGCCAAAGCCCCAGAUGGGCCAGCGGAAGCAAAAGAAGCAGCAGUCAGCUUCUUCCCUGCAGGCACCUAAGAAAAAAGCUAAAGAAAGUAAGGCAGAAGCCCACUUCAACCGACUGGUUGAACAAUAUAAGCAGAAGUUGUUGGGCCCUUCUAAAGGAGCAUCCCUUGUGAAGAGAAGCAAAUGGUUUGACAGCUGAUCGUGCCUGCAGCCUGUAAGAAAGCCAUGUCUUUCACUGAGGAAAGGAUCCUAGAUGAUACCCACUUUCUUGGGGACUCUGUGGGUUGUCUACAUUCUUGGUCCGUUCUCCAGUGUGGUGUUUGUUAGCCACAAGGAAACACCUGAAAAGCACCAUGAAGGUUUCUAACUUAACCGUCUUAGUGCUAAAUCUGCACAUGUAAUUGCAACUGAUUUCUAAUCUCUUCUCAGAUGGAAACUAUUGUAAAGAGUGUCCCAGAGUACUGAAUUUUAAAGAUGCAUAUUUUGUUAUGGAGUCUGUAAGUGAGAAAUUGUGACUUUUUGGAUGUGUCUCAUUUUUAAUAUACACAAAUAUAUUAUUUAUGAGUUUUUCUAAAAGAACCUUUUUAACAUUUUUAAUCGGUUACAGAGUUUGCACAACUAGGAGCAGAGAAAAUGCUUACUAAAGUAGUCUUGAGUGCUGGAGAUGCCAGGGAAGGACUGAAGGCCGUCCGUCUGGCAUCAGGCAGCACCUGAGAACUGUCUGUCCCUGGCGGAGGGGCUAACUGGAGAUAUGGUUGCGGGCUGGGCACCAGCCUGACCACACAUGGCCCAGAUGUGCCCCUCAGCACCUUCUCCCAGGGACUGAGCUCUCUGGUGAGGGAAGGCAGUGGGCACGAGGCUCUGACCUAUGGGCCUGAAGUCUUACCUGGUCCUGCAAAAUAAACAGUUUAACCACAUGGA